Naegleria gruberi is the source of this 1086-nucleotide messenger RNA. RefSeq lists its product as uncharacterized. Bases 1 to 1086 code for a protein of 361 amino acids. Lineage: Eukaryota; Heterolobosea; Eutetramitea; Acrasida; Naegleriidae. The record is from RefSeq and is a predicted model, not a curated record. The transcript has a single exon.
AUGUCUACAGCCAACGGAUUGUUGAUGAUGUGCUUAGUGGUAUGUUGUCUAUUGUUACAUGCCUUUCCAUCUCUCAACGGUGGUGGAUGGUCUUGUGCUGCGGCAACAACCAAUAGCACUUCCACUACUUCUGGUAAUGUCAGAGAUUGGUUAAAUUCAUUAAAGAAAGAGGCAUCUGCAUUAGAAUUAACCGUCUCUCAAUUGGAAAAGGUAAUUGCAGUAUUGAGUAAGGCAAAUUUCACAUCGCUCUCAAUUCGUCAAACUCAAUUAAGUAAGGUAAAGAGAGCUUAUGCUACUCUUUCAGAAGAAAUUCAAAUUUUCAAUUCUACAUGUAAUGCAUUUGAUGGUCCUGAUUGUAAUAUUGUAAAAUCUUCAUGUGAUGUCAAAUGUUCUGUAUGCUCAUCUGCAGGUCAAUGUUCAGUUUGUUCAGGAAAUUGGGAUGGAGCCACAUGUUCCACAUGUAAGAGUGGUUGGACAGGAUCUAAUUGUGAUGUGCAAACUCUCUCUUCCACCAAUAGUAUUUUCACAUUUGGAAGUGGCAUUUUGAAAUCCUGUGCUGAAUAUAAGAAACAAUUCAAUGAUUCUGCAGUGAGUGGUUUGUAUUGGAUUAAACCUGAUGCUACCAAAUCAGAAUUUGUGGUCUAUUGUGAACAAUCUGCUAAUGGAGGUGGUUGGGCACUUGUUUCAUCAAGAAAUGUUCAACUAGCUCCAUAUUAUGUUGAUAUAGUCAAUGUAACCAGUGAUGGUGCUUCAAUGAGAGAUGAUAAAUGGGCCAUGUUGAGAAGUGCAUCAACUGAGAUCAUGUGGAAAGAUGCAACAGGAACAGGUUUUGCUGUUUCUUUAAUUUCUGUUUGGACAGCUCCGGGAAUUUGUGUCCCAUUGAGCACUAAAUUGACAGAUCUUUCACUGGGUCAUAUAGAAAACAAUGGAUGUGAUGGAACAGGUUUAGAUUAUUGUCUUUUUGGAGGUGGUCCUCUUAAUCAGAAUUCUCAUGUGUAUAAUCUAUGUGCAGGUUCAACUUUCAAGCAAUGGACAUUUAGUGGUUCAUAUUCGGUAAUACCAAAAGCAAAUAUGUAUGUGAGAUAA